GACCUACCUCAACAACUACAUUACUGGUCCCCGUACUCUUGAUAGCGUAUUUUGCAAACUUAUAUUUUGAGCCAUUGAUUCAGUUCUUAUUCAGCAUAGUCAAGAUGAGUUGCUAUAGGAUCUUGGAUACGUAAAACAAAGCACCUUUGGAUCACUCGUCGUCACCUAUCGCGAGGUCCGAAGCAUUACCGCUAUGUACGUCAUGCGUACAAUUAGCACUUUUUAUGGAUUCGGUGAAUACGCUUCUCGAUCAAUAUCAUCAAUCCAAUGGCCCUAUUUAUGGCCAACAACUUUGAACCAGGGCCACAAAUACGAUACCGCUCACAAUUCGCCAAAAAAGUCGCUG
This is a messenger RNA of Cylicocyclus nassatus, 346 nucleotides long. NCBI's taxonomy places the organism in Eukaryota, Metazoa, Nematoda, Chromadorea, Rhabditida, Strongylidae. The record is from the annotation of a GenBank genome assembly.